AUGCCAUCCAGGUUCGGACAUAAUUCACCAAUCUCUCCGAUCUCGAAUCCCGACAUCACUGCUUUCCCCGCAACGCAAGAGAGCAACUCACGACACACCUCAAAUACUCAGAAUGCCCGGACAAUGGCGCAAAUAAUUGGCUCUUCGCCUACGAGUCCAUUUCGUCCCGGCCACUCCCGCUCCAUCAGCCACCCGUUCACCCCUCCAUUCUCCGCACUUGGGAAGAAGUUCGGAAAGAAUGCGCGCAAGCAAGCUAAAUGGGAUUCCGAUUCUGAUUCUGACGAGGCAACAUAUACUGGGAAUUCUGCCGUGAUAAGCCCUGUUAAAGACCAGCCAAAGGGAUCAGCCAAAGGAGAUCUCGCCGAGGCAAAAUGCCAGACCUGCAACUCGACCGUGCGGUGGCCAAGGCAUCUCAAGGUCUUUCGAUGCAGCACUUGCUUGAUGAUUACGGACAUCAUUGAAUCCUCCCAUCAUGGAAAGGAACUACAUAAUCAUCCAGUGGAGCGACAGCAUAAACCGGAUGCUUCAGAACCCCCGAUUCCACCGGUAGACGACCCAAAGCCAGAUAUAAUACUAUCGGCCAGUCAAACCAGGCGUUUGCUUGAUGGAUGUCUUUCGAUGUACAUGGACAGCCUUCUUGAUGGACCCCGUUCAAGUAUUCAUCAAGAUGACGGUCGGCAAGGAAGAUCUCAACCAUCAAAUGGAGAUAAAAUAACAGAAAAGGGACGCGGUCUCAGCCCCGCUCAUGUGUCACUACGACCACCAGGUCCACGAGACAGUCGCAGCCGAAGUACAUCUGCCCACCGAGAACGACUAGACGUGACCAAAGAAAACAAUCAUCUUUCAUCACCUCACAAGGGUCACUGGGACAGUAGAGAUACGCCCGUUCGGCCCCGCGCCAGCUCAGAUUUGCAAUAUGGGUCGAAGACAGCACCCGCGAAUGGCGAGAAAGAGGCUCAUGAAAAUCGACCUCUAGUCUUCCAGCGGCUGGAGAACUAUAUAAUAGCCGCUUUCAAAAGCGUUGACACUCUCAAUUUAUCAUUUCCCGCUUACAAACCAACAAUUCGAUCCUCCAGCAGCGGUAACCCUCCAAGAAUGAAACUUGAUACUACCACAGUAUCAGAAUCGUCGCCACUGUCCCCUGUCUUCGAGCCUGAUGCUAAAACUCUAUUACUGGGGGACCUAGCCGAAAAUUCAUCUUGGUGGAUGCAUGAAUGGGCGCAGGCUGAUGGCAAGAUGUCAACUGCUAAAGAAAUACCUAGCCAUCCGUCUCAUUUGGUGUCAUCUAAGAGUCCUCGAAUCAACUGGAUCGAGUUGGCUCAGUGGUAUCAGUUAAUAUUGACUGCAGGUAGCACUUGGGCCGAGAAAUGGACAAACAAGAUGCCUGAUUCAGCACGUUCUGAAUUGGAUCUAGCUCGGAGAAAAAUAUGGGAGUCGAUAGAUCCUUCAUUUAUUGAGAAGGAAAUUGCAGAUGCUCGUUUACAUCUUCAGCGGACGCUGAUGAAGGCCACUGAGAAUCUUCUGAAACGUCCACGGAAAGUCCUGAAAAAGCCUGAAGAUACAAGAUUUCUUUUCAUACUCUUGGAGAAUCCGAUGCUGUCGUCGCCGGGAUUCUAUUCUCAGCGUCGAAUUGCCCAGGGAUCUCAUCGACACGAUCGGCGGCCAUCGAAAGGGAACGUGCGACCAGCCGCCCGGGAAAGCAAGUCAACACGCAAAGAACCAUCCGUGCCGACGACUCGUAAGAACGGCUCCGAUAAACACUAUGGUAUUCUCAAGCGGAUCUUAGGCCUGAUGUCCCAUCUGCCCCAUGAUUGCCACCAUCAUUUUGUGUCAUGGACUGCCCGCUUCUCGCCUGGACAACUUGAACGACUGGUCAGCCUGGUGGGUGGGUUUGUCACGUAUCGCUUGACACGUCAACAUGGCCGCAAACGUCCCGAUGCGAUUAUUGAUACAGACGACCUAGUCCCAAGCUUUGCUACUGCUGCAGGAAACACUCCUGCCGAAUUACAUGCCGCUAUAAACCGAAGAAAUGUGAACAAGCCGCCGAUUAAGAAGAAAGAACCGCCUAUCAUAUAUACAGAAGACUGGCAAAUCCGGGCAGCCUCAAGGUUUAUGGCUUUGCUUUUCUCGGCAAAUAUAUCCUACUCUGGGCAAAAGAUUGACAGAAACCUAAAGCGAAGCUACUCCAAGAACAAUUCUAAUCCCAUCCCCAUCAACGCUUUCUACAAUACCCUGCUGGAUUAUUCAGACCUCUUGGCCGACUUUGAAAUUUGGGAAUCCAAAAGCUCAAAGUUCUCGUUCUGCCAGUAUCCCUUCUUUCUCAGUAUCUGGGCAAAAAUUCACAUCUUAGAGCACGAUGCCCGACGUCAAAUGGAGGUGAAGGCUCGCGAGGCAUUUUUUAACAGCAUUCUCAGCCAACGCCCAGCUAGCCAGUACCUUGUGUUAAAGGUGCGACGGGAUUGUAUCAUUGAGGAUAGCCUCCGCAGUGUGAGUGAAGUUGUGGGGUCGGGACAAGAGGAGAUCAAGAAGGGUCUUCGUAUCGAAUUUCUUGGAGAGGAGGGAAUUGAUGCUGGAGGUCUACGCAAAGAGUGGUUCUUGUUGCUAGUUCGCGAGAUCUUCGAGCCAGAUCACGGGCUCUUCAUAUAUGAUGACGACUCAAACUAUUGCUACUUUAACCCGUAUUGCUUCGAGUCAUCAGAGCAAUUCUUCUUGGUCGGAAUUCUACUUGGGCUCGCCAUUUAUAACUCCACUAUUCUUGACAUAGACUUGCCACCAUUCGCAUUCAAAAAGCUAUUGGCAGCUUCCCCUCAAAAUGCCACGCUGAACGCGACACAGCGUGUUAGAUUCAAGAGUACCCUCGAAGACCUUGCAGAAUACCGGCCUGUCCUUGCCAAGGGGCUUCGGAUGUUACUGGAUUACGAGGGUGAUGUUGCCGAAACGUUUUGCUAUGACUUUGUUGCCCAAGUGGAUAGGUAUGGAGAAGUGAUUACAAUUCCUCUCUGCCCGGGAGGCGAGAAACGACAAGUGACCAACUCGAACCGGCGCGAAUUCGUCGAUCUAUAUGUCUACUACAUUCUCGAAACUGCCGUUGCUCGGCAGUUUGAGCCAUUCAAACGGGGUUUCUUCACUGUCUGUGGAGGUAAUGCCUUGUCAUUGUUCCGACCUGAGGAAAUUGAGUUGCUGGUACGCGGCUCAGAUGAGGCACUUGACGUCAUGUCGUUGCAAGCUGUGGCAACCUACGAUAACUGGUCGAGUUCUCGACCUGAAUCCAUCCCGGUGGUGCAGUGGUUCUGGGAACUAUUUGGAUCUGCUGGCCCCCAGGACCAACGGAAAAUCUUGUUGUUCAUUACUGGCAGUGACCGUAUUCCCGCCAUGGGUGCUACAAGUCUCUCAAUCCGUCUGGCUUGCCUUGGCGACGACUGUCCUCGAUAUCCAAUUGCACGAACCUGUUUCAACACACUAGGCCUUUAUCGCUACAGCAAUAAGGAGAAGUUCGUGGAAAUGCUCUGGGACGCUGUCCUGAAUAGCGAAGGAUUUGGCCUGAAAUGA
Penicillium taxi is the source of this 3549-nucleotide messenger RNA. Its product is annotated as HECT-type E3 ubiquitin-protein ligase. Gene Ontology annotation, biological process: protein polyubiquitination. The transcript is spliced from 3 exons. Lineage: Eukaryota; Fungi; Ascomycota; Eurotiomycetes; Eurotiales; Aspergillaceae. Gene Ontology annotation, molecular function: ubiquitin protein ligase activity. Bases 1 to 3549 code for a protein of 1182 amino acids. The record is from RefSeq and is a predicted model, not a curated record.